GGAAGAGGAAGAAAAAGAAGAUUGGGGGUGAAGUGACGUCGGGGCGGUAAGGUACGCCUACUACAAAGCGUCACCGGGAGCGCCUCAAGCUACCCCUCCCCCGCCAAAAAUCGGAUUCUUUUUCUCCUUCACCUUUUCCUCUUCCUCUUCUUCUCUUCUCUCCAUCUCUUCUUUGGGUUUUUCUAUACAUCAUCCUAUUCCAUUUCUCAUCUUUUCUGGGUCCAUUUUGACAUCAUGGCCAAGGUCGAUCACAAGGUCGCUCUCAUCGUCAUUGACGGAUGGGGCGUGGCCACCGAGAAAUCGCCCAAGGACGGCAAUGCGAUCGCCGCCGCCGAGACCCCCUUCAUGUCCGGUUUUGCCGAGGCCAACUCCAAGUCUGCCCAGGGCUACACUGAGCUGGACGCCUCGUCGCUGGCUGUUGGUCUGCCCGAGGGUCUCAUGGGUAACAGUGAAGUCGGUCACUUGAACAUCGGUGCCGGUCGCGUGGUCUGGCAGGACAGUGUCCGCAUUGACCAGACCCUCAAGAACGGCGAGCUCAACAAGGUCGAGAACAUUGACAAGUCGUUCACUCGCGCCAAGGAGGGCAAUGGCCGUCUCCACCUGCUGGGAUUGGUCUCCGACGGUGGUGUGCACUCCAACAUCACGCACCUGAUCGGUUUGCUCAAGGUCGCCAAGGAGAAGGAGAUCCCUCACGUCUUUAUCCACUUCUUCGGUGAUGGCCGUGACACCGAUCCCAAGAGCUCCGCCAAGUACAUGCAGCAACUGCUCGAUGCCACCAAGGAGGUUGGCGUUGGUGAGAUUGCCACCGUCGUGGGCCGCUACUGGGCCAUGGACCGUGACAAGCGCUGGGACAGAGUCGAGCUUGCCAUGAAGGGCAUUGUCGAGGGUGAGGGCGAGGAAAGCUCCGACCCCGUCCAGAUCAUCAAGGACCGCUAUGAGAAGGGCGAGACCGACGAGUUCCUGAAGCCCAUUAUCUUUGGCGGAAAGGACCGCCGGGUUCAGGAUGAUGACACUCUCUUCUUCUUCAACUACCGCUCCGACCGAGUUCGCGAGAUCACCCAACUCCUGGGCGACUACGACCGCUCUCCCCGCCCCGACUUCCCCUACCCCAAGAACAUCCACCUCACCACCAUGACCCAAUACAAGACCGACUACACCUUCCCCGUUGCCUUCCCUCCCCAGCACAUGGGCAACGUACUCGCCGAGUGGCUCGGCAAGAAGGAGGUCAAGCAGUGCCACAUCGCGGAGACCGAGAAGUACGCCCACGUUACCUUCUUCUUCAACGGCGGCGUGGAGAAGCAGUUUGCGGGUGAGGAGCGAGACAUGAUCCCCUCCCCCCGGGUGGCCACCUACGACCUGGACCCCAAGAUGAGCGCCGCCGAUGUGGGCAAGAAGAUGUCCGAGCGCAUCGCUGAGGGCAAGUUCGAGUUCGUCAUGAACAACUUCGCGCCCCCCGACAUGGUCGGUCACACCGGUGUUUACGAGGCCGCCAUCCAGGGUGUGGCUGCCACCGACAAGGCCAUUGGCGAGAUCUACGAGGCAUGCAAGAAGAACAACUAUAUCCUCUUCAUCACCGCGGAUCACGGCAAUGCCGAAGAGAUGCUCAACGAGAAGGGCACCCCCAAGACUUCUCACACCACGAACAAGGUCCCCUUCAUCAUGGCCAACGCCCCUGAGGGCUGGUCCCUGAAGGACGACGGUGUGCUCGGCGACGUUGCCCCCACCCUCCUGAAGGCCAUGGGUAUCGACCAGCCCGAGGAGAUGUCGGGCAAGAACCUCCUGGUCCAGUCGUAAAUAAACAAAGAAAAAUGGAAAGAAAAAAAAAAAAAAUAUGAGUAAAUAGACAGGAUGGGCGGGCGAGUUUCAUGAAGUCAAUGAAUCGUAAUGGAGUUUGGAUGAGAUGCCUCUCAGAGGUGGCUUCAGAGAAUAUACUACAUAUAAAGGAAUAUUAUCUGAGCUGAUGUUUUGUUUGGAGUGUGUAG
Molecule: messenger RNA, 1982 nt
Organism: Aspergillus candidus
Lineage: Eukaryota; Fungi; Ascomycota; Eurotiomycetes; Eurotiales; Aspergillaceae
Product: 2,3-bisphosphoglycerate-independent phosphoglycerate mutase
Exons: 5
Coding region: 235-1794 (519 amino acids)
Biological process (GO): glucose catabolic process
Cellular component (GO): cytoplasm
Molecular function (GO): manganese ion binding
Source: RefSeq, a predicted model, not a curated record